CAUAUUCAUAUUUGUAGUAACUUUUCCUCCUUUUUUUCAAGUGUUAAUUUUUUUUUCCCGUGUCUUUUUUCCUCGUAAACAGCCCGCUCAUCACGAAAAUCCACUGAGCCCAGCCCAAAUACAGCUAUUUUUUUUUCCCUCCAAAGUGAGUUUUCAUUUUCCCCUCCUCUUUCAUUUCCUUUUCUUUUUUCUUUUUAUUUUUCUUUUCCUCUUUCUAUUUUCAGUCCUUUUCAUUUCCUAGUACACUUGAAAACCUUUUGAGCUACCAUCACAGAGAAAGGUACUUUUGGAACCUUAGGAGGCUGGAGAAAUGGCUAACAGAAGAAGUUUUCGUCUCAGAAGAAAUGGAGAUGAAAACAAAGAGGAAUCUGGGACUAUGGUGGGUGGUAGAGGGGGAAAAAGGCAGAAGAACGGGUCAUCAUCAGAAGAAGAAGCAGGGUUUGGUGGAGACUAUGAAGAGAAAAGGGCCCAAAGGAUGAAGGAGAAUAUGGAAAGAUUGAAGGAACUGGGAAUUUCGGACCUUUCCAAACAACUCAAACCAGAGAAAGUUCCUCUUCCAAAGAAAAGGGCUGCUCCUUUAUCUAAGUUUCUUGAUCUUAAUGAUCCUCCUAGGCGUUCUUCGAGGUUGAUGAUCAAAGAUCCCAUUAAUUACUCCGAGAGAAAGCCUCCUAAGGAGGAGAAUGUGAAGAAGAACGUGGUGAUAUCUAUAAAAGAGGGAGCAAAGCCUGAAGUUUACACAGAAGAGCAUGACAAGCUCUUGGGUGAUUGUAAAACUGAUUGGACUUUAGGUGUUGAUGGCUAUGAUGGAGAGGGCGGACGCAUAUAUGAUCCAUAUCUGGGCAAGAGUUGUCACCAAUGCAGACAGAAAACUCUAGGUCAUCGCACCCGAUGCAGCAACUGCAAUUUGGUUUCAGGACAGUUUUGUGGAGAAUGCUUGUACACAAGAUAUGGGGAGAAUGUUAUCGAAGUAAGUGAGAAUCCUGAAUGGAUCUGUCCUGUUUGCCGAGGAAUAUGUAAUUGUAGUCGCUGCAGGAGGAAGAAAGGAUGGGAACCUACUGGAUUAAUCUAUGAAAAGGUGAAGAGUCUUGGUUUCAAGUCUGUGGCACAUUAUCUUAUUCAGACCUUUCGAUCUGGACCAAAAACUGAGGAGCCAAUCAACAAAAGCGCAGAUCAUGUAAGUGUUUCAUUGUCCCAUGCAGAUGAAGAAGAUGAUCCUGUGCAUAGCAGUUCCAGUGUCUCUUCGUGAAUUGGGAGAACAGUCGAAGGCAUCUUCACGGCGACUGCAAAACAGUUGGAUAGUACUAACAAAUAUAAUGCAGUAGUAGUGGUGGGGGUUUAUGGUGAAUGAAGUGACUUUUGAGGAUAUGCUUUAGGAGCAAUGAAUGUUGCAUGAAAGGGAAAUGGUUAAUAUUAUAGAUUUUUGUAAAAGCCAUUUAUUUUGCUGACCAACUAGCUUCAGGUGAGUUACUCAAAACAUGCGAUGUGGACUAUAUUUGGCUUUUAAGUUACUUUAUCGUACCGUCUCAGAUGACCAACAUUAUUAUUAUUUAAUGUGCUCUAAGCAUGAAUUAGGACCAAAAUUCCUUGGAAGUUCUUCCAGUAUGCGAAAUGCAAGUUAUAUCCAAAAAUAAAAUAAUUGUUGAUCCAU
Messenger RNA from Oldenlandia corymbosa var. corymbosa, 1648 nucleotides. NCBI's taxonomy places the organism in Eukaryota, Viridiplantae, Streptophyta, Magnoliopsida, Gentianales, Rubiaceae. The record is from the annotation of a GenBank genome assembly.